Camarhynchus parvulus is the source of this 1063-nucleotide messenger RNA. RefSeq names its product eukaryotic translation initiation factor 1A domain containing (gene EIF1AD). Lineage: Eukaryota; Metazoa; Chordata; Aves; Passeriformes; Thraupidae. Gene Ontology annotation, biological process: translational initiation. Bases 57 to 1004 code for a protein of 315 amino acids. The transcript has 6 exons. Gene Ontology annotation, cellular component: nucleus. The record is from RefSeq and is a predicted model, not a curated record. Gene Ontology annotation, molecular function: RNA binding; translation initiation factor activity.
GGAAGUUACGUCACCGUCACCGCCGCUCUACCCGGAAGUGCCGCCGCAGCCCCGCCAUGUCGCGCGCCACCAAGCGGAAGCACGUGGUGAGGGAGCUGCUGGAGGAGCGCGUGCAGCCCGCGGAGGGACAGAGCGUGGUCAGGGUGCUGGGCACACCGGGGAACAACCUGCACGAGGUGGAGACGGCGGAGGGGACGCGGUUCCUGGCCAGCAUGCCGCCGCGCUUCAGGAGGCACAUCUGGAUCAAGAGAGGCGAUUUCCUGCUCGUCGAUCCCAUCCUCGAGGGCUCCAAGGUCAAAGCCGAGAUCUCCCUGGUGCUGCUCCCGCCCCACGUGCGCUCCCUGCAGCGCCAGGGGCUCUGGCCCGAGGCCUUCGCCCCUGGAGAGGAAAAGCCCCCGGGAGGGUUAAUUGGGGUCAUUAAUGGGGACAAUAAUGGGGAGGGGGGAUUAAAGGGGUCAAGGGGACACUUGGGACACGGGACAGGCCACUUGGGGACACGGUGGCACUUUGGGGACAGGGUGCCACACUUGGGGACACGGUGGCACUUUGGGGACCCUGUGACCCCCCCGUGUGACCCCCCCAGUGACGAGCAGGGGCUCUUUGUCAACACCAACCGGGGGGGGACCCCUGGGGACACCGGGGACAGCUCUGGGGACACCGGGGACAGUGACGGGGACGAGGACAACGAGGAGGACACCAGGGACAGCGAUGGGGACAGCGAGGAGGAGGAUGAUGAGGACAGCGAAGGGGACAACGAAGACAACAAUGGGGACAACGACGAGGACACCGAGGACAGCCAAGGGGACACUGGGGACACCAAGGACAGCGCUGGGGACACCGGGGCCAGCUCGGAGCGCGGCAGCCGGGGACACUCAGGGGACACAGAGGACACGAGUGACACCGGGGACACCGCGGGGACCGAGGCCGCGCAGCCAAAGGACGCUGGGGACAAGGACAGCGGGGACAGGGGGGACACGGGCCAGGGCGGGGACGGUCCCCAAUAAAGGACGCUGGUGGCACUGGGGUGGCUCUGUGAGUGUCCCCUCCCCCCCCCAGUGACACG